Messenger RNA from Aspergillus tanneri, 2724 nucleotides. RefSeq lists its product as uncharacterized. Bases 1 to 2724 code for a protein of 907 amino acids. NCBI's taxonomy places the organism in Eukaryota, Fungi, Ascomycota, Eurotiomycetes, Eurotiales, Aspergillaceae. The record is from RefSeq and is a predicted model, not a curated record. The transcript is spliced from 2 exons.
AUGUUGUCCGCUCCGGUGAAAUCGGCCAAGCGGAUAUCUUCGCUCUUUUCACUGGGAUCCAAUAAGGAUACCUCCAUCCCUUCGUCACCAGGAUCGCCCGUUUUUUCGAAACCCUCACCCGACCAGCUACCUCAGGAUGCGCUUCGAAGCAGUUCCCGAAUCAGCCGGUUCGCCUCCAACCCUCAUGUCGUUGACCACACGGAGCCGCUCCCCCUGUCGCCAAAUCCCAACGACAACUAUGAUCUCGACACGCCUUUACCCCCACCCCCUUCCCUUCUCGCGGUCAAUCAGGAUCUCGCCAACAGUGCUUCGAACUCGCCCGAUACGGGAAGACCGCAGAGCCGGGGUCGUCUGAGGAGUUCGAGCAGGCCCUCCAGCUCGGCGGGGCUGUUCGUACCCGGUUCGGGGCCAGACUCGCGCCCCGGAACCCCCUCCAAGAGACGAAGCUGGCUACCGGGACGUGCGCGGGCAAGUUCAGUGGACACCAGACCGUCAGCGAACUCUCAGCUGCCCAGUGCAUGGAUUGCCGGACUGGACCAGAAAAUCCUAUACGAUCUGGGGCCCCUGGCGAGAGGGGAGCAGGUCCCGGAACUGUGGAAUGAAAAUGGCGACACCUAUGUGUACCUGUUCCCUCAAAACACCGGUCGACCCGCUUCCUUCAAGGUCCAUUCCAAUGUCUUUGCCGAAUCGCCCGCUCUCAACUUCCUGGCACGGGGAUCGGAUCCCCGAGCCCCCAGCAUUCUUGAGCACCAGGCCCGGACUUUGUCGUUAGGAGAUCCGGUGAUUGGCCAUGCAUCACCGCUGUUGUCUCCCGAAGAUGACCUAGCCGACGAUGAUAAUGACAGCACGGGUAGUAGGCGACUGGCCUUGGUGGAGGAUGACGGGCAGGACGAGUACCAGGAGCUUCACCUAUAUCUACCAGUCCCCGUGACCUCCGACAUGUCCCAGCCCCAUACGCGCCUCUCGCAUGAGGACACGGAAACCCUGCUCUUGUUCCGCAAUCUGUUUGCUUUCUUGUUGGGACAGUCCCUGAUUGCUACUCCGAGAUCGCCGUCCCUCUUCACCAUCUUCAUGGAUGUCGCUACGCUCCUGUCCCGGUUUGAAUUCACCAACUUUGACGGGUCCAAUUUUGGCGAGACGGUCACCACCAGCUUUGGUAAUUACUGCGAUGAAUUACACCUGGCAGACGUCCGGAAAAGCCGAGAAAAAACCAUUGAAGCCAUCGUGCUGGGAGAGCGGCUGCGUUACUUCCCGCUUUACCUGGAAGGCUUUGUCCAUGGCGUAGGCAAACUGGACGAAUUGAAGCAGCUAAGGAGCCCUAAAUAUAGCCUGAUUAGCGCCGUGAGCCAGAAGCGGAUGGAACGGGGUUACAUUGACCUUGACACACGACUCCGAGUCCUGUACAGCAAGCUCGAUGAUUUCGACUUCCCGUCGGUGUUUUCGGGGUUUGCCAACUCGGCCACGUCGGUUGAAAGUAAAGUGAUCCGCUUCAAGGCGUGGAAGGCUGCGUUUAUGGAGUUCCGACGCUUCGUCAUGCAGUUCUACCGACAGAAGUAUGGCUCCUGGCCGCCCAAGGCGCGGUCCAAGAAGAAUCAAUUCGAGGAAAGUGGCCUCAACCGCCAGGUAUUGAAAGAACUGUACGACGACUUCGCCAAUCUCUACGACAUGUUGGUCGAUCGCUCCGCCCUGACGACUCGGACGGUGGACAUGGCUGCCGAAGCCCCCGAGGGGGCGGACCAUGACGAGACGGCGAUGAUGAACCGGGCGCUUCGGCAAGUUAUGAGCGAGUACGACCGCAGCACGCCGCCCGUUCAACCCCCUAUUCCGUUCGACAUCCCCCAGAUCCCCUCCCUGCAAUCGAUUCACCGGAAGCCCCUGGACGCCAAGAAGGAGGCUAAGUUGAAGACGAAGAAGCUGAAGGAUGCGGAUAUAAAUGCUGUCCUUAUGGGCUCCUACACCCGCGAGAGCCUGAGACCGACGCCAUUCAUCGAAGCGUUCAUGCAGUUCGAACGGCGAUCUGCUCAUGGGAAGAACAUUACCGAAAUCAUGGACCUCCGGUGCGGGCAGUGGAUCCUGAUGUACUGUGUCAUCCAGGCUUUGCCGUUGCUCGUAGUAGACGUCCAGGAUGUCAAGUACGUGGAUGGGGUGGAGAAUUUCCUCUGCAUUGCUCCUCGCGGCGGUGCGCCCUGGACGCACAACGACAGUAAAACGGCUCGUAGCUGGUUCGGGGUGGCCGGCGGAGCAGGCGUGGUCAGUCUUCCGUCCGACGUGGUCAUCAACGGCGUGGAAGGGAUCUACCGUCGCAGUCACUGCUGGCGGGUUGCGGAGCAGUGGGCCGAGAAAGAUGCCAUCCUGGCACCGCCGACCAUCGACGACCCCUACGACAAUGAGUCGUCGUUGUCCUCGCCGUAUCAGGCUCAGCAGUCGUCGGCGGGUUCGUCUUCCGAACACCAGCAGCAAUACGGCCAGCCACCACAACCCCCCACACCUCUUCUGUCCCCUGGAGGUGGUCUCACGCCGCCCCCGGCUAUCCCUCGCAAUCUAUCGCCGGCUGCGGGUCGCCGUCCUGAACACCGAAUGUCGAUCAACCCGGGCCUUGAAGCCUUGCCAUUGCCUGCGGGUGUUGCACCAAUUGACCCUCCAACGAGACCUAUCAGCCGACUGAAUCCUAACAUGAGUUUCGAUGACAUCCUCAAGCAAGUUCCCAACCAGAAGAAGCGAUAG